This is a messenger RNA of Cololabis saira (Pacific saury), 6429 nucleotides long. RefSeq names its product choline transporter-like protein 1. Gene Ontology annotation, biological process: transmembrane transport. NCBI's taxonomy places the organism in Eukaryota, Metazoa, Chordata, Actinopteri, Beloniformes, Belonidae. Gene Ontology annotation, cellular component: membrane. Gene Ontology annotation, molecular function: transmembrane transporter activity. The record is from RefSeq and is a predicted model, not a curated record. The transcript is spliced from 15 exons. Bases 90 to 2111 code for a protein of 673 amino acids.
UCUGCUGGACCUGCUGGACCCCCAGGACUCUCCGGGACCCCCAUCCAGGACUCUCCAGGACCUCCAGGACCGGGACCUGCAGGACCAACAUGGACCCUAAGCGUUUGUCUUCAGGCUCCCAGCAGCAGGUCCGACUCCGGAUAAAGAGGACUAAGAGAGAGUGGAGACCCCUGGAGGAUCGGAGCUGCACUGACCUGCCCUGGUUCCUGCUCUUCACCGUCUUCUGCGUCGGCAUGGGCUGCAUCUGCGGCUUCACCGUGGCCACCGGAGGAGCCGCCCGGCUGAUUCUGGGCUACGACAGCUACGGAAACACCUGCAGCCGCCGCAACGAGCAGAUCGAGGGGGUUCGGCUGAGCGGCCUGGACCACACCGACAGGAAGUUCGUGUUCUUCCUGGAUCCCUGCAACAUCGAUCUGGUCCAGAGGAAGAUCAGGUCUGCAGCUCUGUGCGUCUCCCAGUGCCCCCCCCAGGAACUGAAGACCUACCAGGACCUGAAGACGUUCGCCAUGGUCAACGGGUCGGAGCUCUGCUCCUACGAGUUGGCGGGUCACAAGUAUCCGGGUCAUCCGGACCGGUUCACCAGGUGUCCCAAACUACCGGUUCCCCCGAGCAAGCCGCUGCCUCUCUUCCGCCGCUGUACCCCGGUGGACGUGUCCUGCUACGCCCGCUUCGCCGAGGCCGUCGUCACCUUCGUGGGCGACGCCAGCGUCCUGCACCGGCUCAUCGCCGGCGUCGUGGCCAGCAAGGAGAUCAUCGCCGGGCUCUGCGUGCUGGCUCUGGUCCUGUCCAUGAUCCUCAUGGUGAUCAUCCGCUACAUCUCCGCCGUGCUGGUCUGGAUCCUGACCUGCCUGGUGGUGCUGGGAUCCCUGGCGGGUACUGGCGUGCUCUGGUGGCUCUACAUCGACCACCGUCUCCAUGGAAACGCCACGGCCGCGUCGUCGCCGGCGCCGCGGGAGGCCAAGGAUCAGCCGGAGAUCGGGGAUGGCGGCCAGGCGCUGCUGGUUUACGCCGUAGCGGCCUCCGUGUUCACCGUGAUCCUGCUGCUGCUGAUGCUGUUCAUGAGGAAGCGCGUGGCUCUAACGGUGGCGUUGUUCCACGUAGCGGGGAAGGUUUUCCUGCACCUGCCGCUGCUGGCGCUGCAGCCGUUCAUCACCUUCCUGGCCCUGCUGCUGUUCUGGCUGUACUGGACCCUGGUGCUGCUGUUCCUGGGGACCACCGGGAACCCGGAGCAGAACGAGGAGACGGGUCUGAUCGAGUUCCGGCUGACGGGCCCGCUGCAGUACCUGCCCUGGUACCACUUCCUGGGCCUGGUCUGGAUCAGCGAGUUCAUCCUGGCCUGCCAGCAGAUGACGGUGGCUGGCGCCGUCGUCACCUACUACUUCACCAGGGACAAGAACCGCCUGCCGGUGACGCCGAUCCUGUCGUCGGUGCUGCGGCUGGUCCGGUACCACCUGGGAACCGUCGCUAAGGGCUCCUUCAUCAUCACGCUGGUCAAGGUCCCGCGGCUAGUGCUAAUGUACCUGCACAACCAGCUCAAAGGACGGGAGAACGUCUGUGCUCGUUGUCUGCUCAAGUCCUGCAUCUGCUGCCUGUGGUGUCUGGAGAAAUGCCUCAACUAUCUCAAUCAGAACGCGUACGCCGCCACCGCCAUCAACAGCACCAGCUUCUGCACGUCGGCACGCGACGCCUUCGUCAUCCUGGUGGAGAACGCGCUGCGUGUCGCCACCAUCAACGCCAUCGGAGACUUCGUGCUAUUCCUGGGGAAGGUGCUGAUCAUGACCAUGACGGCGUUUGCCGGCGUGCUGCUGCUCAACUCCCAGCGCGACUACGCGGAGUGGCUGCUGCCGCUAGCCAUCGUUAGCCUGUUCUCCUUCCUGGUGGCCCACUGCUUCCUGUCCGUGUUCGAGAUCGUGGUGGACGUGCUGUUCCUCUGCUUCGCCGUCGACACCAAGUACAACGACGGCUCGCCGGGACGGGAGUUCUUCAUGGACAAGGCCCUGAUGGAGUUCGUGGAGAGCAGCCGGCGGUUGGAGCGCGCGGCGGAGCGUGGGCGGAGCCGGGUGAAGGAGGCGGAGAUGAAGCCCAUGGCUCCGGGGACGAGUUCAGCUUGACCAAACGCAGCCGCUGGGACUCAAAGAGACAUUCCAGAAGUUUAUUUUUACCGACGUGUAACAUGUUUACUAAGUUUCACUCCAGGGAAAGAUAUUUUACUAGUAACCAGUUAACCAGUUAACCGCUAACCAGUUAACCGUUAACGAGCACUUUAUACCGGCGCUGCAGUUUCAACCGGCUGAUGCAUCUUUUCCUAGUGAUGUCUUUUUUACCAACUCACUGAACUCAUCGCCGCUAGCGCCGACCGCGCUAACCGCGCCGACCGCGCUCACGCUUGUUGCUAACGGGGCCGGGUGGAGCUGUUGCCAUGGAGACCGUCCAGGGUUUCCAGCAGAGGAGGCCGCCGACACCCGGAGCCACGCCCCCAGGAGGACAGUGGGCGGAGCUUCCCGCUGCGGUGGGCGGAGCGAAGACAGUCAGCAAUAACUGCAUCAUGUGACCGCAACAAGUCUUCCGAGGAGGUCGUGACCCCGAGGAACCGCCGCCCGGCGCCGGCGGACCAAGCUCCAAACCAGCCCCUCGUGUUGGCCCUCCGGCCGCCCUGCCGCCCUCUGAUUGGCCCUCCGGCCGCCCUGCCGCCCUCUGAUUGGCCCUCCGGCCGCCCUGCCGCCCUCUAAUUGGCCGAGGCGGGACCCGGCGCCGCUCCCCCAGACUUUACUGUUUAGAGACUAGUUUGGUCUGUUUCCUCUGAACAAGUGUCUCAUGAAUCUCUUUCAGAAGUACUUUCGCCGCCGGCGCCGGGUCUAGGCGGCGCCGCGGACCUGCGCGGGGAAGCUAGCCCAGCUAGCGCUUGACCGUCUCUCCUCUGGAUUUCCUGAAACCCUGUGGAGUGAUGCUGCUAACAGCUGCAAUAACCGAAGCGGCAACGGCGGCGGCGUGCAGACCGUUCUCCCGACACCGAACCAGAACCAGGACCUUGGAAGGCUACGUUUCCAGCGGGCGGGGGCUAAACACGAGAGACGACGAAACGAAGAAGAAACUUCCCUGUUAAAGUAUCGAAGUCGGUUCGGCCACGUUUGAGUUCGCUAGUUCCAAUAAACUCCUAAUACUACGUUGGAGUUAGCCGGUUCCAGUAAAUAUGCUAAUGCUACUUUAGAGUUAGCUGGUUCCAGCUAACUCGUGUAGCUACAUUGGAGUUAGCUGGUUCCAGUAAAUGCGCUAAUGCUACUUUAGAGUUAACUGGUUCCAGCUAACUCGUGUUGCUACAUUGGAGUUAGCUGGUUCCAGUAAAUGCGCUAAUGCUACUUUAGAGUUAACUGGUUCCAGCUAACUCGUGAUGCUACGUUGGAGUUAGCUGGUUCUAGUAAAUAUGCUAAUGCUACUUUAGAGUUAGCUGGUUCCAGCUAACUCGUGUUGCUACGUUGGAGUUAGCUGGUUCUAGUAAAUAUGCUAAUGCUACUUUAGAGUUAGCUGGUUCCAUUUAACUCGUGAUGCUACGUUGGAGUUAGCUGGUUCCAGUAAAUGCGCUAAUGUUACUUUAGAGUUAACUGGUUCCAGCUAACUCGUGUUGCUACAUUGGAGUUAGCUGGUUCCAGUAAAUGCGCUAAUGCUACUUUAGAGUUAACUGGUUCCAGCUAACUCGUGUUGCUACAUUGGAGUUAGCUGGUUCCAGUAAAUGCGCUAAUGUUACUUUAGAGUUAACUGGUUCCAGCUAACUCGUGUUGCUACAUUGGAGUAAGCUGGUUCCAGUAAAUGCGCUAAUGCUACUUUAGAGUUAACUGGUUCCAGCUAACUCGUGAUGCUACGUUGGAGUUAGCUGGUUCUAGUAAAUAUGCUAAUGCUACUUUAGAGUUAGCUGGUUCCAGCUAACUCGUGUUGCUACGUUGGAGUUAGCUGGUUCUAGUAAAUAUGCUAAUGCUACUUUAGAGUUAGCUGGUUCCAUUUAACUCGUGAUGCUACGUUGGAGUUAGCUGGUUCCAGUAAAUACGCUAAUGCUAUGUUUGAGUUAGCUAGUUCCAGUAAACUUGCGAUGCUACGUUGGAGUUAGCUGGUUCCAGUAAAUGCGCUAAUGCUACGUUAGUUAGCUGGUUCUAAUAAAACAACUAAUGCUACUUUAGAGUUAGCUGGUUUCAGUAAACGUGCUAAUGCUACUUUAGAGUUAGCUGUUUCCAGUAAACGUGCUAAUGCUACUUUAGAGUUAGCUGUUUACAGUAAACGCGCUAAUGCUACUUUAGCAUUAGCUGUUUCCAGUAAAUGCGCUAAUGCUAUGUUGGAGUUAGCUGGUUCCAGUUAACUCAUGAUGCUACAGUGGCAUUAGCUGCUCAGGAAGCGGACCUAAACCAGCUAGCUCUCCUGAACUAGAACGGUCCGCUGUAACAUGUUGGAGCUAAAAGAUCAUGUUAACCGCAGCAGCUAUGCUCAUUGUUAGCAUUCCGGCGCGUCUCCUGCGGCGCGCAAGGGUUCGGUCGCGUCUGGAAAGUUCCAGGGCCGGAUCCCGAAACCGCGCUGACUCUGUUCCGCUCUCUGGAAACGUAGCUUCACCUUUAGCUCGUGACCUUCACUAAGCCACGCCCCCUCAUCGCCCAACCGUCUCCAUGGAAACGUACGUCCGGGGUGGGAAGGGCCUCCUGACAACGAGUUCAUGCACAUCGACCAAUUGCACUAAAGAUCGACGCUAGCAUCGGUUUACCGCGGCUAACUGCUAAACGCUAACCUGGGCUUCAGGGUGAAGGGCAUGCUGGGAAAACUAGCCGGAACCAGAUCAAUAUUUAAAGUGUAAAAACAACCGUCCUCUAAGACGACGCCCCCUGAAUUAACCCCAACCGCAGGAAGACGAGCAGAAACACAGGAUUUCAAAAUAAAACGGCCCCCUUUCAUAGUAAAAGCACACUGAACCUCUGGAGGCGGAAACACAAACUCUGACGUGGUUUUAACUUUAUUUUUAAUCGACAGCGAGUUUUCAAACCGUCGCUGUGGCAGUACCGCCUCUGACCACAUGGGGGCGUGGCCAUCGCUGCUGAUGUCAUCAGGCGUCGCCAGCUGCCGUCUCCUUGGUAACAGCUAAACCACUCGGGGGGGCGUGGCCUGAGAGCCCCGAGGUUCUGAUUGGGGGAGGAGCUCCGUCAAGGGUGACUCAGGCUAGCUGAGGCUAACUGAGCCAGCUAACAUGACAUCUUCCUCAGGCUAACUGAGCUAGCUAAUGUGAAAUCUUCCUCAGGCUAGCUGAGGCUAACUGAGCUAGUUAACAUGAAAUCUGCCUCAGGCUAACUGAAGUUAAUUGAGCUAGCAAAGGCUAACUGAGCUAGCUGAGGCUAAUUGAGCUAGUUGAGGCUAACUGAGCUAGCUAACAUGAAAUCUGCCUCAGGCUAACAGAGCUAGCUAUAACUACAGCUAGCGAAGGCUAAUUGAGCUAGCGAAGGCUAACUGAGCUAGCUAUAACUACAGCUAGCGAAGGCUAACUGAGGUAGCGCAGGCUAAUCGAGCUAGCGAAGGCUAACUGAGCUAUCGAAGGCUAAUCGGGCUAGCGCAGGCUAACUGAGCUAGUGCAGGCUAACUGAGCUAGGGCAGGCUAACACAAUUUAGUGUCAGGUCAAACAUUUCUGGGGGUCAAAAAUGUGAGGAAAACUGAAAUUCCAGCUCGGUAAAGUGACAAAAUAUCCAAAAUAAUUAUAUAAUAUUAUAUUAUAAUGAUUAUAAUAAUUAACUUCAUAAAAACUCACUUUGAAAAGAAAAAAAAACAGGAAAAUCAGGGAGGCAAAAAUAAAUCUGAGGGUUAAAAAGUGUAAAUGUGUAACUUUACAAAGACCAUUUGUACUUAGGCUACCUGAGGGCCCCCUGCCCCCAACCCCCACCCCCCCGACCUGAGGCCCCCAGGAGUCCCGGAGGCCCCUAGUUCCUCCCCGGUAGUCCCCCACCCCCCGCGGCGCCCGGACCGCAGCAGAUGAAGGGCGCCGCCGUAGACCAGCUGAAGUAGAACCAGUUGCAUGUCCGUGUUCUGCAGCGGGACUCGGCCGUGAGGCCCCCGGGAUCGGAGCCCCCUCGCCGGGAUCGGGCCGGAGCCCCGCCCCAGUCCCCGCUCUGGAGCCCCGCGCCGGGACCGGGACCCCGGAACCCCCGAGGCCGGGAUCGGAGCCACCUCGCCGGGAUCGGGCCGGAGCCCCGCCCCGGUCCCCGCUCUGGAGCUCCGGUCCCAGCUCUGGAGCUCCGGUACCCGCUCCGGUCCGGCCGUCAGGUGGAACACGAGUGUUUAGCUUUUUCUCUGCAGUAACAAAGUCCGUUUGUAACAUUGAAGAACUCCUUCUUUGGUUCUCGGUUGGUUUUUAUAUCAUUUCUUAUGUAUAUUUGUUUUUUAAGAAAAGUAAUAAAAUGCAAAAGUUU